CGAACCGUUAUCAGAAACCAGGAGGCAGGAUUUUUAUUAUUUUGUUCAAAGAAAAAAGAAAGAAAGAACAACAACAACAACAAAAACAAAGGUUCGUUAACGGUUCUGUUUUUUAUUGAAUCGCGAUGUGCGUGGUUUGAGUUGGGAGUGUUUGGCGGGAAUGGCGGAUUAGUGUGUGGAUUAGUAGGAGGUCUGAUGGAGAAGCGCAGGAGGAUGAGACGGUGCACUUUGUGGUUCGUUUGUUGAGUGCUGGGUGGAACGUAUGACAAGCUACACCCGCUGUUUUUCCACUGACUGGGACUGAGAGAUCAACUCCGCGUACAGCAGUCGAUGCGGCCUGUCGGCGUCUCUCCUCUGUCCGAGCUCUCAGCAUGUCUCGCGUCUCCUCCACGGCCAAGCGCUACGCUGGCUCCUCCUACACCAGCCACUAUAGCUCAUACAGCUCCUCCCUGACGCCCUCGCUCACGACUUACGAUCGUGAUAAGCUCUCCUACAAAAGCCCCUCGAUGGCGUACUCGACUUCUAGCUACCUAAACUCGAGCGGCAGCCGCACACGGAACUACAGCACCUCGGAGCCCGAGCGAGGCCGUACCGUCCCUCGCACUGACCUGCUAAGCGGCCGGCGCAGCGAGAGCCUGAGUCGCACGCCUAUAAAGGGCUACGGUUCGGGACUGAACGGCGGCUCGGCCUACUCGACCUACGGCUACUCGCCGGCACAGACCAGCUACCUCUCCACCUCUCCCAUGUCCAGCGUCUCCCUGGACCGAAGAAAGUCAGUUAGUCAGAGCGACCUGACGCGGGAUCUGUCCUCGCUGGCCCUUAACGACACUUCCAGCAGCAGCAGUCUGAAGCAGGCGUACAGGAUCCGGACAAGCAAUGCCACCGAGUCCUACACAAGCGGCAGCAGCUUGCGCUCAGGGUUCGGGAUGUCUCGCAGCUCCACGCAGGAGGCCCUGAGCAGCAGCAGCAGCAGCCGCUUCUCCUCCUCUAUCGGACGCUCCAGUUCGCCACUCAGGGAGGAGCCAGUGAGACCAAGCUCCAAGGCCGCCCAAGGUCUGGUGGGAUUAAAGAAUCUGGGCAAUACAUGCUUUAUGAACUCCAUCCUUCAGUGUCUUAGCAACACACACAGUCUGCGGGACUACUGUCUACACAAUUCCCAUCGCCGCGACCUGAACAACAACAACCGCACUAACACUGCGCUGAUGGAGGAAUUUGCCAAGCUCAUCCAGACGAUGUGGUCGUCGUCAACCAGUGACGCCGUCAGCCCAUCCGAGUUCAAAACGCAGAUCCAGAGAUACGCGCCCAGAUUCGUUGGCUACAACCAACAAGAUGCUCAGGAGUUUCUGCGCUUCCUGCUCGAUGGCCUUCACAACGAGGUGAACAGGGUUACAGUACGGCCACGCGCCACCACAGAGGACUUCGACCAUUUACCUGAUGAUGAGAAAGGGAAGAAAAUGUGGAGCAAGUACCUGGAGAGAGAGGAUAGUAAAAUUGUAGACUUGUUCGUAGGGCAGCUGAAGAGCUCUUUGACCUGCACCGAGUGUGGCUACUGUUCCACUGUGUUUGAUCCCUUCUGGGAUCUUUCCUUACCAAUCUCCAAGAAGGGCUACGGAGAGGUCAGUCUGAUGGACUGCAUGCGACUCUUCACUAAAGAAGACGUCCUGGACGGAGAUGAGAAACCGACAUGUUACAGAUGCAAAGCCAGAAGAAAAUGUACAAAGAAGUUCACCAUUCAGAAGUUCCCCAAAAUCUUAGUGUUACAUCUGAAGCGUUUCUCUGAAGCUCGAGUCAGAUCUAGUAAACUGUCCACUUUUGUCAACUUCCCAAUGAAGGACCUGGACCUCAGGGAGUUUGCAUCUGACAGAAGCAGUAGUGCAGUGUAUAACCUGUAUGCAGUGUCCAAUCACUCAGGCACCACCAUGGGCGGGCAUUACACGGCAUACUGCUGCAAUCCUGACCUGGGAGAAUGGUACACGUUUAAUGACUCCAGAGUAACGCCGAUGUCCUCCAGUCAGGUCCGCAGCAGUGACGCGUACGUCCUGUUCUACGAACGAUCCGGCUUGUGAGGUCCCACAGGAGACGGAAGGAGUGAAGCCAUGACCCCUUGUGGUCAUUACCAUCACACUGCGCUCCUCACAUAAGGAAGACUCUGUCGCCUUCUGCUGGACACCUGACAGAAAAAAAAAAAUAAUAAUAAUAAUGUAACGUCCUUACCGACUCUCUGCUGCUGUGUCCAGUUCAUUUUCAUCGAAGAGGUCCGGAGUGUCCUGAUGCCUCCAUGAUUGUAUGUGUGUGUGUGUGUGUAUGUGAGAUGGGCGUGUUUAUGGGUGUGUGUACUGUAUGUGUGCAUGUCUGAGGGCAGCUCCUCGGGAGACAGUGUAGGGUAAUAAAACCCUCGUGCCUCCCUCUCACAGGUCUCUAUGCGCUAUGCACUGCAACAGAACUCUGGUCCCGAUUGCGCCUUGUUCAACAUCGCCUCAGUACACAGACCGAUUUAACAUUAUAGUGUUCUCCUGUCAGUCGUAUCAUUUUUAUUUGUACUCCGUAUAAUCGAGGGGGCUGAUCCAGUGGUGUGAGGCUCCCUCUGCUGAAGGAGACGAGAUUUACAACCUCAAAGCUGCAUCCCGAACGCCUAUUCGAGUUUGUUCCACGUCUCUGCUUUUUUUAUUCGCCGACUUGAUUUUUGAUUUGUCUCACCCGUCAUUUUCUCCCAGCCGCUAGUCACUCCAUUCUCUCCCUCCUCUUACUCUCCUGAGGGCUGAAAGGGGCAAAAAGGUCUGUCGAAGGGCGUGUCAUGUGGAGAUUUGGCGUGGCUGCUACUGAUCCGAUAAAUGCUGUGAACGAGAAGGCGGGCGAGUCGAACCGAUCGCUGUUCACUCCGUAGUCCUGAUCAUGCAGAUUGGUUUAUCUUUGAUUUCAUGCCAUUGAACAACACGGGAAGAAGGUUUGGGAGGGGGGGGGUGGGGUUAAAGGGGAAAAAAAACACUAACUGUAUAUUUUUAUAUAUGAUGCAAUAUAGAGAAUGUACUAUACUGUGGUGCUGAAAAUGACCUGUUACUGUUUUCAGUUAAUUUAACAGGAGAAAGAGAAUGGAUACUAUUUAUGCUCACGUGUCACUUUUUAACAGUGACAGGCAAAGUAUAUAUAUGGAAUAAAUUUUAGAGAAAGAC
Clarias gariepinus (North African catfish) is the source of this 3170-nucleotide messenger RNA. RefSeq names its product ubiquitin specific peptidase 2a (gene usp2a). The coding region runs from base 372 to 2066 and encodes 564 amino acids. The transcript is spliced from 14 exons. Lineage: Eukaryota; Metazoa; Chordata; Actinopteri; Siluriformes; Clariidae. Gene Ontology annotation, cellular component: cytoplasm. The record is from RefSeq and is a predicted model, not a curated record. Gene Ontology annotation, biological process: protein deubiquitination. Gene Ontology annotation, molecular function: cysteine-type deubiquitinase activity.